Molecule: messenger RNA, 3822 nt
Organism: Prosopis cineraria
Lineage: Eukaryota; Viridiplantae; Streptophyta; Magnoliopsida; Fabales; Fabaceae
Exons: 4
Coding region: 110-1510 (466 amino acids)
Source: RefSeq, a predicted model, not a curated record
UUCCGAAUUGUGUACUAAAAGGAAAUAAAGCCCUAAACAACACCAGAAUUUCAAUUUCAAUCCUUCUUGAUAAGCCCUGUGCACAGCCCUGACAAUUCGUCUCUCCCUUAUGAUCGGUAUCAUCGGAACUUCCCCGGCGAUGAAGCUGCUUCAACCGGAGAAACGGAUGGAGUCCCAUCCUCGAAGUCCUAUAAAUGUCUCCAGCAAUCUCAAGUUUCAUGGCUCGGAAGCCGGGGACCCUGAAGAACAAGAACCUGAAAACCCAUCACAAUCGCUGAAGAAAACUAGGGAUUUGCCCAAUUUGAACAAAUGCCAUGCGUGUGGGUUCAUAGUUGACGUUUGCACUGGUAAGAAGAGACUCCAUGUCCUUAGUAGCGAGUGGCGCAUAGUUCUUCUCUGCAAAAAUUGUCUUUCAUCCGUUAAAUCUUCAAAAAUGUGCUUGUAUUGUUUUUCCGAAUCGUCUGCGGAUUGUUUUCGUUGUGAACAAUGUCAGCAUUCUGUUCAUAAAAAGUGUUUUUCCAAGUACAAAGGCACUGCUCCAUGGUCUUAUGCUUGUUCCGGGUCGGAAUUUUCUGUUUGUGUGGAUUGUUGGAUUCCCAAAUCAGUGGCUUUUUCAAGAAAAAGAAUGAAGAAUGGGAAGGUUAGGAAAAAGGGUGGGGUUGUAUUAGAAAAGGAGACUUCUAGGGUUUCGGAUGAUGGAAAUUCAGCGGUGUCAUUGGAGGAUGUGGUUAAGGAUGCAAAUAUUGUGGUAGGGAAGAAGGUUGAAGCUGCUGCCAGGGCUAGAGAGGAGGCCGUCAAGAAGGCUGUGGAUGCUAGAAGAGCGGUAGAGGUUGCAAACAGUGCUUUAAGUUUAGUAGCUAGCGGAGAUGAGAGCAGUUUAAAUGAGCGCCUCAAAAUGAGUGCUGGUAAGGUUGUUGAAUUGUAUCCGCCUAUGAGUAGCUCUCCGACUAGUUGCAGUUUAUUUAAUUCAAGUUACUUAGAUACUCCUAAGAUGGGGACUUCUAGUAUUGAUUCAUCUUGCAUGAGGUCGAACCCAAGCAAUUCAAGUGAUUUUUUGAAGCAUGAAAUUUCCAGUGAUGAUAACAUGUACAAGGAGUCCUCUAAACAUGUAUUGGAACCUUCAGUUUGUAUGGAUGGGAGUGACAUUAGAACAAGGUCAAAAGAAGGCAAGUGUGUAGCUGAUUGUGAUGCUAAAGAAGAGAUUGGGGAAGAGUUGAUGAAGGAAGGCGAGGGAAGUUCCGAUAGGCAGGUAAACUUCAGUGGAGAUAGUAGAUUGACUCUUGAUUGCAAGCAGACAGGCACUGCGUUGCAUGGGGAAGAAAGAUGCAAGGGACAGCCUGACCGCAAUUUGUUGAAAUAUAAAAGGAGGGUUUGGAGGUUAAAACCAAUAUCAGAUUGUAAACCUACAAUCCUUUACAAUAAGCAUGAGACUAAUCUUGAGAGACAGAGCUCAACUCCUGAUGUUCCAUUGAAUUGUUCCUGGGAAUUGAGAACGUUAUCUGAUGGUUAAUUUCAGUCAUUUCAUGCUCCUUUGCAAGCAUAUGUUUGUCAUAGUGGAUAUUCCAAGAGCCAUCUUGAAAGAGCAUAGCUGGCUAGAAUUCCAUAUAACGUAUCAAACAUCAAAAUGGGUACAAAAUUCCUCUCUACCGGAGCAAAAGACUUACUAAUGGCCCUGUUUUUCUUAAACUUGGAUAAUUAGCCUUGAUUGCUUGCAGAUCCAAGUCCAUUCCAGGCGCAGCUUUCUUUCUAUGAUCUCCUCUUUCGUUCAGCUCACCAGUCGGUCCUCACGGUGGUGCCGCCGCUCUGUCAUCGUCCAGCCAUCCCCAACUUAGUCACCGUCCACCAUCUCCCGUCGUGCCGUCUCUGCCGUCGUCCACCCACCUCCAACAGGUGUGCCGUCUCACAGUCGGUACUCACAGAGGCAAGGAUCUUUCGACUAUCUUCCAACUCUGUGCAGAUCUGUGGUCCUCGUGGCGUCACCUCCUCCGUCCACCGUCUCUGAGUUGCUUCCAGUGGUGGUGAUCUCCUGCUAUGGUCGAGGAAGGCAGUAAGCUUUAUCUAUACUCUAUUUCCUCGAUCUGCUCAUGGUCCUCCGUCCGUCGCUGAUCUGCUCGUGGUCCUCCGUCCGUCGCUGAUCUGCUCAUGGUCCUCCGUCCCUCGCUGAUCUGCUCGUGGUCCUCUUCAGUCGGUCUAACUCAGAGGUAAGUGAUCUUCUCUUUCUGGACGAUCUUGUUCAGGUUUGAUCUUGGUCAAAUUUUGUUUUCCUCUCCACUCUGAUCUAUGCAUGGAUGGAUUUGUUCUCGGGAUUGCUGGCUUAGUUUUGUGUGGCUUGAACCAUUUACAACUCUUGAACAUUUGCAAAUAAUAAGAUGGGUGAAAGUUGAUUUUUUAUGCUAUUUCUGUGUUAGUUUUGUGCCUAGUUGAACUCUGUGCUGAACAUGGGAGAUCUGUUAAAAGUUAAUUUUGUAGCUAUUGAAACUUGAUUUUAGUCAAAAUCUAUGCAUUUGCAAAUUGUGGGAAAGCUGGUGAAAGUUAAUUUUGUGCCAAGUCGAACUCUUUGCUGGUUUUGGUUUGUGAUCACUGAUUACUGGAGCUUUAUUCUCAAACAUUAUGUUUUGCAUAUAUAGGGGUCAUUUAGUCGAAUUUUUUGCUGUGUGAGUCUCUGUUGAAUUUGGCUCCUCUGAAAAUUGCCAAGUUUUUAUCAUGUAAUAUUUUAAUUAUAAUUUCUAUAAUUAAUAUGUUAGUUUUUUACAUAGUAUAAUGAGUAACAAUAAGUCAAAAGCUUCAUGGGAUCGAAGAAAUACUAGAAUCUUUAUUGACAUUUGUUUGGAACAAGCUCGAAAAUCGCAAAGAAAUGGUGGUAGUUUUACCAAAGCAGGAUGGCUCAGCAUAAUUUCUACCUUCAAUGAGAAGACUGGACAGAAAUAUGACAGACAACAAUUCAAGAAUAAGUGGGAUAAUAUGAGAAAAGAGUGGGUACUAUGGGAUAAGUUAGUUUCAAGUGAGACAGGAUUGGGUUGGGAUUAUGCAAACAAUACUGUGGAUGCUUCAGACGAUUGGUGGGAGAAGAAGAUAUUGGAAAAUCCUUUAUAUGAGAAAUUCAGACAUAAAGGAUUACCAUUUGCCAAUGAAUUAACCGAGUUGUUCCAAGGUACUAUCGCUAAUGGACCUAGAGCAUGGGCACCUUCAAGUGGAGUUUUGCCUAACAUUUACAAUAGGAAUGAAGGUGAGGAUGAAGAGGUGUAUCGGCCUGAUAUGGCAAAUGAGGGUAUUAAUUUGGAGGAAGGUUCAGGAGAUAGUGAUGAGAUCUUAGGAACUACUGGAGUAAGCGGUGAAUUUAAUAGAGUAGUUCUAAAUGCUUCUCAAGGAACCUUAAGUGGAAGCAGUGGUAAGAGGAAGAGGGGCGAAAGCAGUAACGGUAGAAAGAAGAACAAGUUACCUAGUACAAGUCAAAUAGCAGAUGCAAUGAGUGUGAUAGCUCAAACAACAAAGGAAGAAUCUCAACAGGCCAAGGAAACAUCAAUUCCCGAAGUCAUGUCUAUAGUCAAACAAUGGGAAGAAGUUGCAACUGAUAAACAUUGGGUUUCACGAUGCAUGUCACUCUUCAUGUCUCGAGAGGCUAGGGUGAUGUUUUUGAUGAUGAAGGAUGAUAAAGAAAGCAUUUUGGAGUGGUUGAGAUAUGAAUGUUACAAAAAUGGUUGAUUAUUGGAGUUUUAAAACUUAUUAUGAGUAUAUGAUCUUACUUAAAAAGUAAUCUAACAUGUUUGUAUUAUAUUGUAGAAUUUAACUUAUGUAGCCUCUUGAACUACUUAUGUACUUUUU